AUGUUCCGUCGCCUCGCCGCCUCUCUCCUUGCCACCCUGGCCCUGUGUGCCCUCGCCGCUCAUGCCGCCGAGUGGCAGAUCACCCAGCCCAAUGUCAUGACCAUUGCCAUGGGUGUCAGCAUCCCCAAUGACGUUAUCUAUGUCACCGGCUCUGACAACGGCACUGGCGCCCGUAUCAUGCGCUCCUUCGACAAUGCCGCCACCUGGGAGGACAUCAAGCCGGGCAACGAGAUUUCCCUCAUGACCCUGGCCAUGCACCAUAACCCCCACACCAACACCACCACCGGUAUCGCUGCCGGUAUCGGCAUGUACCAGAUCUUCAACGGCAUGGCCGCCGCCCAGGACAAUGGCGACACCUUCGAGACCAUCGGCGAGCCGGUCUUUGUUGCUGGCUACCAGGCCUCCGGUGUCACGCCCUCCGGCACCAUCGGUGUGGUGGGCAUGUGGUCGCCGAAUGUGCGCGAGCCGCUGACCUACGGCAUUCGCAUGACCAACGACAACGGCCAGACCUUCACCGACUCCACCUGGCCGCUGGAGGAGGCCCCCAUUCGGUAUGCCUCCUUCCCCUCGGAUGAUGUGUGGUACGCUACCGGUGGUACCUGGCCCACGUCCACCUCCGGCCGGAUGGCCGGCAAGCACCACCACGGUGGUGCCCGGCACCAUGCCCCGCGCGACCCGACCCGCAAGUCGGCCAUGCUCAACGAGUUCUUCAAGUUCCGCACCGUGCGCGGCAACCAGGCCAUCGAGUACCUGCCCACCUCCACCGACCCGGCCGCCCACGCCAAGGACCUGGCCAACUACGUGGGUGUCAUUGCCAAGACCACCGACGGCGGCCGCACCUUCAACACCGUCUUCCAUGAUGUUGGGAACUUCUACAUGAACGGCAUCGACUGCCCGAGUGUCGACCAUUGCGUCGCCGUGGCCGAGGGCCCGGCCGGCGGCCACAUCUUUGUUUCCGACAAUGGCGGCGCCUCCUGGAACCAGACCUACACCCACCCCGAGGCCGGUCUCUUCAAGGUGGCCAUGGUUUCCGAGACCCACGGCUGGGCCAUCGGCGGUGAGGUCAACCCCCAGACCUUCAAUGGGCUCUUCCCCUCGACCGAGGAUGGCGGCUUCACCUGGACCCAGGCCCCGCUGGUCCCGCAUGUCUACGUCAACGAUGUUGCCUGCACCAGCAUGGACAACUGCGUUGCCACCGCCUUCCACCGCAACGGCCAGAGUGUCAUUCUGCAGCUUGCCUAA
Molecule: messenger RNA, 1242 nt
Organism: Fonticula alba
Lineage: Eukaryota; Rotosphaerida; Fonticulaceae
Exons: 6
Coding region: 1-1242 (413 amino acids)
Molecular function (GO): protein binding
Source: RefSeq, a predicted model, not a curated record